Molecule: messenger RNA, 4303 nt
Organism: Phacochoerus africanus (Common warthog)
Lineage: Eukaryota; Metazoa; Chordata; Mammalia; Artiodactyla; Suidae
Gene: ERCC3
Product: ERCC excision repair 3, TFIIH core complex helicase subunit
Exons: 15
Coding region: 81-2429 (782 amino acids)
Biological process (GO): embryonic organ development; nucleotide-excision repair; hair cell differentiation
Cellular component (GO): transcription preinitiation complex; nucleotide-excision repair factor 3 complex; transcription factor TFIIH holo complex
Molecular function (GO): ATP binding; DNA binding; hydrolase activity
Source: RefSeq, a predicted model, not a curated record
AAUAACUUCCGGUGUGGACCGGAAACGCUGUAGAGAGCUGCUACCGCGGAGGCCCACGGGCAGGUGCUGUGUUUAUCGCCAUGGGCAAAAGAGACCGGGGAGACCGAGAUAAGAAGAAGUCUAAGAAGCGGCACUACGAGGAUGAGGAAGAUGAUGAAGAAGACGCCCCUGGGAACGACUCUCAGGAAGCGGUUCCAUCGGCGGCCGGGAAACAGGUUGAUGAGUCUGGCACCAAAGUGGAUGAGUAUGGAGCCAAGGACUACCGGCUGCAGAUGCCGCUGAAGGACGACCACGCCUCCAGGCCCCUCUGGGUGGCUCCUGAUGGGCACAUCUUCUUAGAAGCCUUUUCUCCAGUUUACAAAUAUGCCCAAGACUUCCUGGUGGCCAUUGCAGAGCCGGUGUGCCGACCUACCCAUGUGCACGAGUACAAGCUGACUGCCUACUCGCUGUAUGCGGCCGUCAGCGUGGGUCUGCAAACCAGUGACAUUACUGAGUACCUCAGGAAGCUCAGCAAGACGGGCGUCCCCGAGGGGAUCAUUCAGUUUAUUAAGUUGUGUACUGUCAGCUAUGGAAAAGUCAAGCUGGUCUUGAAGCACAACAGGUACUUCGUUGAAAGCUCUCACCCUGAUGUCAUCCAGCAUCUUCUACAGGACCCGGUCAUCCGAGAAUGCCGCCUGAGGAACUCCGAGGGGGAGGCCACCGAGCUCAUCACAGAGACCUUCACGAGCAAGUCAGCUAUUGCUAAGACUGCUGAGGGCAGUGGUGGGCCCUCUACCUCCCGGGUGACAGAUCCACAGGGUAAAUCAGAUAUCCCUACGGACCUGUUUGACUUUUACGAGCAAAUGGACAAGGAUGAGGAGGAGGAAGAAGAGACACAGACAGUAUCUUUUGAAGUCAAACAGGAAAUGAUUGAGGAACUCCAGAAACGUUGCAUCCAUCUGGAGUACCCUCUGUUGGCAGAAUAUGACUUCCGGAAUGACACUGUCAACCCUGAUAUCAACAUUGACCUGAAACCCACCGCUGUGCUUAGACCUUACCAGGAGAAGAGCUUGCGGAAGAUGUUUGGGAAUGGCCGUGCCCGUUCAGGGGUCAUUGUUCUGCCCUGUGGCGCUGGGAAAUCCCUGGUUGGAGUGACAGCUGCGUGCACUGUCAGAAAACGCUGUCUGGUCCUGGGCAACUCAGCUGUAUCUGUGGAGCAGUGGAAAGCCCAGUUCAAGAUGUGGUCCACCAUUGAUGACAGCCAGAUCUGCCGCUUCACCUCCGAUGCCAAGGACAAGCCCAUAGGCUGUUCCAUCGCCAUCAGCACUUACUCCAUGCUGGGCCACACCACCAAAAGGUCCUGGGAGGCUGAGCGGGUGAUGGAAUGGCUGAAGACUCAAGAGUGGGGCCUCAUGAUCCUGGAUGAAGUCCACACCAUACCUGCCAAGAUGUUCCGACGAGUGCUCACCAUCGUGCAGGCCCACUGCAAACUGGGUUUGACUGCAACCCUUGUCCGGGAAGAUGACAAGAUCGUCGACUUGAACUUUCUGAUCGGGCCCAAGCUCUAUGAGGCCAACUGGAUGGAGCUGCAGAACAACGGCUACAUCGCCAAGGUCCAGUGUGCCGAGGUUUGGUGCCCGAUGUCUCCUGAGUUUUACCGGGAAUAUGUGGCAAUCAAAACCAAGAAACGAAUCUUGCUGUACACCAUGAACCCCAACAAAUUCAGAGCGUGCCAGUUUCUGAUCAAGUUUCAUGAGAGGAGGAACGACAAGAUUAUUGUCUUUGCUGACAAUGUGUUUGCUCUGAAGGAAUAUGCCAUUCGACUGAACAAGCCCUACAUCUAUGGUCCUACAUCCCAGGGAGAAAGGAUGCAGAUUCUCCAGAAUUUCAAGCACAACCCCAAAAUCAACACCAUCUUCAUAUCCAAGGUGGGUGACACAUCAUUUGAUCUGCCAGAGGCAAAUGUCCUCAUUCAGAUCUCGUCUCAUGGUGGCUCCCGGCGGCAAGAGGCCCAGAGGCUUGGGCGGGUGCUCCGGGCAAAGAAAGGGAUGGUUGCAGAGGAGUACAAUGCCUUCUUCUACUCGCUGGUCUCCCAGGACACACAGGAGAUGGCUUACUCAACCAAGCGCCAGAGGUUCUUGGUAGAUCAAGGUUACAGCUUUAAGGUGAUCACAAAGCUUGCAGGCAUGGAGGAGGAGGAGUUGGCAUUCUCGACAAAAGAGGAGCAGCAGCAGCUCUUACAGAAGGUGCUGGCAGCCACUGACCUGGAUGCUGAGGAGGAAGUGGUGGCAGGGGAAUUUGGCUCCAGAUCCAGCCAGGUUUCUCGGCGCUUUGGCACCAUGAGUUCCAUGUCUGGGGCCGAUGACACGGUGUACAUGGAGUACCACUCAGCCCGGAGCAAGGCAGCCACCAAGCACGUGCACCCGCUUUUCAAGCGCUUCAGGAAGUGACGCCCACAGGGUCAUGUGCUAGACGUUCGGCUCUGUCAGUAGCAUCAGCUAACCAGUCUAGACUCAGUAUCUAUGGACUGUUGAAGAAAAUGCAUCAAGAGCUUGAGUCUGUCUUCACGGGUCAUCUAGAUUUAAAAGUGGAAGUUGGUGGGACUAUAUAUAUAUAUAUUUUUUUUUGGGGGUUUUUUUAAGACUACUUUUCAAAAUUGUUGGGGAGGUCAUUCCUGUAUAUAAAAAUUUGUAAUACUUAAGUGUAUUUUUCUUGAUGUUCUCCUGAAUAAACAGCAGUCGGACAUUUAACCAACCUCCAUAUGGAUGUCCUUCUGCCUUGUCACAGGGUGCUAGAGGACGGCAUCAAGGUCCUGUUUGGCGCAGGCCCAGAGGAGGAGGAUGGGCCAUCUGUGGGGAGCAGAGAGAGGAGAAGAGACUUGCCUUCAGGUGUGAAAUGUUGCCAGGCCCUGGGGAACUGGGCGGCUGAGUGGCUGGGUGGGGUGAGCAAGGAGCUCAGCAGUUUGCAGUGCUGUCUGGAGGGCUCGGUGGAAGGUACCCACAACUGCAGGUCCCCUCAGUGACCUGAAGGCAUCACCUUCUUAGGGAGCCACAGUGCACAAGCUCCUGGGGGUUGAUCUUCUGAGAGACAACGAUCUCUUAUUUCUUUCCCAAGAACAUUGUUGAUGUUGCUGGGAGGCCAGCGUCCUCUUCCAGCAGCAAUUUAGUACCCUUGGAUUUUGACAGUUGGCUCCUUUAUUCUGAAAGAUGUCUGGGAUUUUUUUCUCUUGUUCCUGGUAUGAAAGAAAAGUGGUUACAGAAAAGACAUACAAGGCAAGUGCCAAGGAGUCGUAGGUCACAGAGAGGCACCUGUUAUUUUCAGGAGACAGAGGCCCCUGACCCUGGAGCCACUCAUGCCUGCAGCUCAACAGCAGCAUUCCAGGUCAGUCCAGGUUAGCAGUGCCACUCUCGAGGCUGCCACCCACCAGUGGGCAGAGGACCAUGUUCAUUUUGUCCAGAUGUUUUAGGGCAAGAGCCUCCUUCCAUGAAUUCCCCUUCCCUGAGCUGGCCUUUUGGGGAUGUGCACUGUCACAGUCUAGCCAGCAGUUGGUGCUGCUGUCUCGCAGACCCUGGAAGUGGUCCUGGGCAGCCAGACCCAAGGCCUGUGCUUGGACACAUCCGUGCUGCAGUCUCCUGCAGACCUGCCCGUCACCCACCCAGGGUGGCAUCUGGAUGUUUCAAACUUGAUAGAACCAUUAUUAUUUCCAGAUCUGUAUACUGUCAGAGCUUUGUAAUACUCAAGCAAUACCAAACACUUGCUGUAUUUUCAUGUCUGUCCUUCUGCUCACUGUUUUCUUGUUCUCUACCUGUCUAUGGAUAGUGGCUAAAUUUUACCCAAGCCUGUUGGUCCUGGAAAGCAGGGUCUGUUAGAGAAAUCCCUCAUCUUUUGUGUUCUGGAAAGUGCUUACUGCAAAGACCCACCUUUCCCCACAUGUUAGGGAGGACUCACAGGCACCCUUCUUGUUGGCCAGUGACAAGCCAGAUACAGCCCUUCCAAACUCCCUCUCUUUGCCUCACACAAGUAGCCCAAUGGCUUGUCCCCAUGGAUCAGUUACAAAAUGUUUGUUAACGAAAUCCUGGUGAAGACUGUCUCCUUCUACAGACCCUACGAUCUUGGCCCACCCACAGCUGGCAGCCCCCUGAGAACAGGCAGGGGCAGAGUCAGACCCUGUCUGAUGCACCGUCCGACCAGGCCACUCCCAUUCGCCCAGUCCUCAGGUCCUCCUGGUUUCCUCCUCCCCAUGAAAGGAAGACUUUUCUCUGUCCUCCUGGUGUAACAGUGCCCCCCUUUGCAGUAUCCCUUUCAAAUAAAGUCUCCUUACUAA